CCUGUAAGUACUUGUACUCGCAUAUUAGUCACACAACAGUAAAUGCAAAGCCAAUAGAAGUGAAUGUAAGGGUGACAGAAAAUGAAGCAGAAUAUUCUUCAGACUCCAAGACUAUCGCUGCUUCUGACUGCCUGUGCCACUUGUAUCGGCGGGGCGUUUCAGUAUGGAUACAACAUAUCUAUUGUAAAUUCACCCAGCAAGUAUGUGAUGACCUUUAUCAACCAAACAUGGACGGAGAGAUACGAGUCUGCCAUAUCACAGGAGCUGCUGACCCUCUUCUGGUCCAUUAUUGUGUCCAUCUUCACCCUCGGGGGACUGGUGGGCUCUUGGGUUGGAGGGACACUGGCCAUCAAGUAUGGGAGAAAAGGUGCAAUGUUAAUCAACAACAUUUUUGCUUUGCUAGCAGCUGCUUUUGUGGGAAUAAGUUAUUUCAGCCGUUUGUUUGAGCUGCUCGUCGUCUCCAGACUUCUCAGUGGCAUAAAUGGAGGUGUGUCUUUGUGUGUACAAACGCUCUACCUCACCGAGAUAGCUCCCAGGGCGUUACGCGGGGCUUUGGCCACAAGCACGUCCAUAUCCCUCACCCUGGGCAUCUUCGUCGCACAGGUAGUCGGACUGCAAGAGCUAUUGGGCAGAGAGGAGUGGUGGGCCCUGUUGUUGGCGACCACCGCCAUCCCAGCAAUACUGCAGCUCAUCACCCUGCCCUGGUGUCCUGAGAGUCCACGAUACCUACUGAUCGACAGGGGCGACGAGACGGCGUGUGACAAAGCGCUGAAACACCUUCACGGCGAAGCUGAAUAUCCGGUCGAGAAGGCGGACAUAGAGCAGGAGAGACUGGAGGCUGAGGGAGUGAAGUCAAAGAAUCCCUGGGAACUGUUCAUGGAUAAGAGCCUCCGCUGGCAACUUCUCAGCGUCAUCAUCUUACAACUGUUCCAUCAGCUCAACGGCAUCAAUGCAAUCUAUUUCUAUGCGUCCUACGUGUUUACGGAAGCAGGCAUUCCAGAGGAUAAGAUCCUGUAUGUGACGCUUGGAUCUGGACUAAGUGAAUUUUUCACUGCUGUCAUCAGUGGCUUCUUGGUUGAGUCCUUGGGCAGGAAAGUCCUCGUCAUUGGAGGAUACUCUUUAAUGAGUGUCUGGUGUUUAGGGUUAACCCUGACUCUCUCUUUCUCUGAGGCCAGUCCAUGGGUACCAUAUCUCAGUAUGGCCUGUGUCUUUGCAUUCAUCCUCAGCUUUGGCUUGGGACCAGGUGGUGUGACUGGUACUCUGAACUCUGAGCUCUUCACCCAAACGGUGAGGCCGGCGGCGUGCAUGAUCGGCCUAUCAGUCAACUGGAUCAGUUUCUUCAUCAUCUCUAUCGCUUUCCCAUUUGUUGUGAGUGGGCUCAAGCAGUACUGUUUUCUAGUGUUCUUGGCUGUCUGUGUCAUCGUGUCAGUCUACACAUUCUUCAUGGUACCGGAGACCAAAAACAAAACCUUUCUGGAGAUUCAAGCGGAGUUCAAAUCCAAGGAGAAGGAGCAAAAGCUGAUUCUAGUCUCAGACAUGUACCAGUCAACAUCCUUCUGAACGUUGGCAAACACUCACAAUGACAUUUCUGAAGCAUCAUUUACUGCUUUUCUGUUUUUUUUGUUUUUUUUUAAAUAAUAAUUUUAUUUUAUUUUAUUUGUAACACAUUUCCCCCAGAACCAUAAUUGAUAACUAAACAUGUACACAUUUUGUACAGGUAGGGUACAUGUAUUUUAGUGUUAUUUUAUUUUAAUUUUUUUAUUUUUUUACAUUUAAAACUUUAUUUUAACCCAAGAACCAAAGACAGUAUGAAGCACGUGGCUCUUGUCUGAACUCGGUGUUAUUCCUUAAAACAGACCCCAAUUUUUGAGAUCCAAAAUUUGAGGCCCAAUAGUUUAGUUGGAAAUCUGGAGGAGCCAGUCCUCCCUCAGACCUUGCUUUGCAAAGGUGUGUUUUAUUGAUCCUGUGACUUUUGUUGUGCCAAAUAAAGAGCAUACUGUACACAGUC
Molecule: messenger RNA, 2008 nt
Organism: Engraulis encrasicolus (European anchovy)
Lineage: Eukaryota; Metazoa; Chordata; Actinopteri; Clupeiformes; Engraulidae
Product: solute carrier family 2, facilitated glucose transporter member 11-like
Exons: 12
Coding region: 82-1560 (492 amino acids)
Biological process (GO): monosaccharide transmembrane transport
Cellular component (GO): plasma membrane
Molecular function (GO): hexose transmembrane transporter activity
Source: RefSeq, a predicted model, not a curated record